GCCACGCCCCUACUUUCCCUCAGAGUUCCCAUAAUUCAGUGCGGUUCACUGUUCUUUCAAGGGGAUUCUUCGCUAAGGACGCGUUAGUUUUUGGACCUAAGUUCUGAUCAAUCAUGGCUGGUGUGAUUGAAGAGAAGAUUAAGAGUUACAGAACUGCUCCGUUCGAUUCUCGCUUUCCCAACACUAACCAGACACGGAACUGCUUCCAGAACUACCUUGACUUUCACAGGUGUAGUAAGGCACUAUCAGCAAAAGGACAAGAUGUCACUCCUUGUGAGUGGUACCAGAAGGUCUACAAGAGUCUGUGCCCUAUCAGCUGGGUUGAAAAGUGGGAUGGACAAGUACAGGAUGGAAACUUCCCUGGAAAAAUCUGAACAGCUUGUGGUCACCUUAAAAUUUUUUUAGAUUACCUCAUUUCUAAAGCAUGGUAACUUUGGCUUGUGACAUCUUGUGAUCUUUGACCUACACCUUUCAAAGGUUCACACUGUUCAGUUUUGUCACUGUGUCUUGACUCUGGUUACAUAAUAAAGACGCACAAUGUAAUUCCUUUA
Clarias gariepinus (North African catfish) is the source of this 551-nucleotide messenger RNA. Its product is annotated as cytochrome c oxidase subunit 6B1. The transcript is spliced from 4 exons. Gene Ontology annotation, cellular component: respiratory chain complex IV; mitochondrion. The coding region runs from base 114 to 374 and encodes 86 amino acids. Lineage: Eukaryota; Metazoa; Chordata; Actinopteri; Siluriformes; Clariidae. The record is from RefSeq and is a predicted model, not a curated record.